GAAAGAGGUGGGGCUGCCACAGCCACAGCUCCCUCCCGCCUUUCCCACUGGCCCGAGUUCAUGCUGCUGCCGCUGCUUUGCCAGUGGCAGAGUCGUCCCCGUGCAGUGUAAUCCCGACAUUCUCGGAGCAUCCAGCAGCUGCCGGGCACUUGCAGCCCGUUUGGGAAUUUCCUUCUUUUUCUCCAAGUGACUGACUGCUGUCGUUUCAAGGCUACUGUUUUUCAUCUCAUCACAGGAACGCUGUAUCUUCUUGGAAUAUGGAAUUUGUGUGGAAAAGAAGGUGGUAUCUUCAGCUGGGCUGUAUAUUGAUACUGAAUUUGGUUUAUGCCAAACUAGACUAUGAAAAAGAAAUUCCUCCAAGCCUGGGUCAGAUUGACCAUCAGUGCUGGGAGGUGUCAUCCCAUGGGCUGGUGGAAAUGAAGAAACUCAAGGUAGCAGAUACGGUCAUUGCUCUCUGGGACUUCAUGAUGUUCCUAAAGGAAUCCCCUAAGCCCAAGCACAAUGAACUCUUCAAUGAUUUAGCCCAGAACUUCUGGGAUAUGUAUGUAGACUGUGUGCUCUCAAGAUCCCAUGGAAUGGGCAGAAGACAAUUAAUGUCUCCUAAAUACUCUUCCACAUACUCACAUAGAACUUUAGAAGGGUCUGCUUUCAUCAACCCAUUUUAGGCCAAAAGGGGAGAAAAUGAAGAUACCUCAGCAAGGCAACAUCAAAAUGAAGGAGCACAAAAGCACAGCAUGUACUAUAGAUGCUUAGACAAAUCCAUCGGCAUGGUUCAAUCUUUUUUUUUUCUCUGUAUAAAGUACUUAAUCACUGCUAAACUGAUAAGUACGUGAGCUCCCACAUUGUCACUUUUGCUUUCCUGUCUUGCAAUCUACCAAGGUUGCCUUUUUCCCACUGCAUGUGUGAAUGCUUUUGUGUUUUGAGUCAACACUUUUGUUCUCUCAGGUAAGCUUGUAAGUCUGAA
This is a messenger RNA of Pelecanus crispus (Dalmatian pelican), 964 nucleotides long. RefSeq names its product family with sequence similarity 237 member B (gene FAM237B). NCBI's taxonomy places the organism in Eukaryota, Metazoa, Chordata, Aves, Pelecaniformes, Pelecanidae. The record is from RefSeq and is a predicted model, not a curated record.